CUGUGAAUUAGAGUAUUAGAAUCACAGUGGACUACAACCAACACCCUUCUCUCUCUCUUUUUCUCUCUUCUCCUCCUCCUUUAUAUGUAUCCAUCUGGAGUCAAUACAUUUCAGGGCUCAAAAGAGAUAGAGAAUUGAGUCCAUUCCUAUAGUUUUAGAAUCCCAUACCACAAGAUGAUCGAUCAUAGAAUUUUAAUGGCGUCUCCACCAGACACCAGCAAGCUAGAGCGUUACAACAGCUACCUCCGCCGCAUAAACAACACAAAACUCUUAGCAGCCUCAUCCAAGCUCCUUUUCCGAGCAACCCUUUUCGUAGCCCUCAUUCUCGUCUUCUUCUUCACUCUUAAUUACCCAACACUUUCCGAUAAUCCCCACCGUCUCCACGUUCAUCAGAACUUCCUCACCUCCUCCUUCAAUGGUGAAAGCACCGCCGCCUGGGAAAAACAGGCCCUUCACUCCUCUACCCCUCGUCGACCCAACGGCUUCUCCGUUCUAGUCACCGGCGCAGCCGGUUUCGUCGGAACCCAUUGCUCCCUCACAUUGAAGAAGCGUGGCGAUGGGGUCCUCGGCCUCGAUAACUUCAACUCCUACUACGAUCCAUCCCUGAAACGAGCCCGUCAAGCUCUGCUCACCAAACACCAAAUCUUCAUCGUCGAUGGAGAUCUCAACGAUGCCCAAUUGCUAUCCAAGCUCUUCGAUAUCAUCCCAUUCACUCACAUCCUCCACUUAGCAGCCCAAGCCGGAGUUCGAUACGCCAUGAAAAACCCCCAAUCCUACAUUCGCUCCAACAUCGCCGGUCUCGUGAAUCUGCUGGAAAUCGCCAAAUCGGCAAAUCCACAGCCAUCCAUUGUGUGGGCUUCAUCGAGUUCCGUCUACGGUCUCAACACUCAGAAUCCCUUCUCCGAGUCCCACAGAACAGACCAACCGGCGAGUCUCUACGCCGCCACCAAGAAAGCCGGAGAAGAGAUAGCUCACACAUACAACCACAUCUACGGGUUAUCCAUCACGGGUCUCCGGUUUUUCACGGUUUACGGACCUUGGGGCAGACCCGACAUGGCUUACUUCUUCUUUACCAAAGACAUAUUACAUGGGAAGCCAAUUACGAUCUAUAAGACCGCGGACGAUAAGGAGGUGGCGCGUGAUUUCACGUACAUCGAUGACGUCGUGAAGGGGUGUUUAGGCGCGUUGGAUACGGCGGAGAAGAGCACUGGUAGUGGCGGGAAGAAGAAAGGGAAAGCGCAGCUCAGGAUUUACAAUUUGGGUAACACGUCUCCGGUGACGGUGGAAAGGCUCGUGGCGAUACUAGAAGGGUUGUUGAACGUGAAGGCUAAGAAGCAGGUGGUGAAGAUGCCUAGUAAUGGGGACGUGCCGUUCACUCAUGCUAACGUAAGCCUGGCAUAUAGGGAUUUCGGGUACAAGCCUACUACUGAUUUGGGAACUGGGUUGAGGAAGUUCGUCAAGUGGUAUGUUGGGUAUUAUGGGAUUCAUUCUAGGGUAAAAAAGGAAGUAAAUAAUGAUUCACAUUCUUCAUAGAACAAUUUUUAGUUAUUUAUUUAUUUUAAAUUACUCCGUUUUCUUUGUUCAAAGCUGUUCAUUAAUGGAUGUUGUAUUAUAUAGAGAAGAAGAUAAAUGAGAGCAGAGGGGGGAGGAGAGGGAGAGGAAGAAGGAAGGGAAUUGAAAGGUUGGGGGUGAGGGGGAAAAGGGUUUGCAUGUAAUAAACGUAAAGAUGAAGUUUGGGUAGCAAAAGGGGAGUUGAUUCUGCCAGAACGGGUGCAGGUCGACUGUCCAUUUGGAAUCAAAACAUUUGUGAUUUAACAAGAAAGCUGGUGUGAUGACACAGUGAUAUGCUUCUUCA
Messenger RNA from Macadamia integrifolia, 1855 nucleotides. RefSeq names its product UDP-glucuronate 4-epimerase 6-like. The transcript has a single exon. The record is from RefSeq and is a predicted model, not a curated record. The coding region runs from base 175 to 1533 and encodes 452 amino acids. NCBI's taxonomy places the organism in Eukaryota, Viridiplantae, Streptophyta, Magnoliopsida, Proteales, Proteaceae.